GCAGCAUAUUCAAAAGAGUCGUCCCUAAUCUCAAAAGAUAACAUUUGAAAAUUAUUGGUUAUCUUUUAGAAAAUUCCUUUCUUGUUUCUUCUUCCUUUGACCGGUAAACGGUGAGUUGAGAGACACGGCCGAAGCGAGUUUUUUGGGAUCCUUGGAUAAGGAUAUUGGUAGCCGCGUUUUUUCUGGUGAUGGGAGAUGAUAAAUCGGCGGCGAUGACGGCGAGUAGAGAUCGUGAGCUUCUAAUUCCGGUGGCUGAAUCCGUACACGAUGAUUCCUCCAAAGCUUCUUCUUCUUCGUCUUCUGCUUCUUCGCAUCAUGCCGGGCGUGAGACCUUUUACAAAAUUGUCCAGAGCUGGGCUUCAAAGAAGUUCAUGACAGGAUGCGUCAUUUUGUUUCCUAUAGCAAUCACUUUCUACAUAACAUGGUGGUUUAUUCACUUUGUGGAUGGCUUUUUCUCUCCAAUUUAUGCGCAACUCGGAAUUGAUAUAUUUGGUCUCGGCUUUGUAACUUCUAUUACAUUCAUCUUCUUGGUUGGCGUAUUCAUGUCAUCUUGGUUGGGAGCAUCUGUCCUGGGCCUUGGUGAGUGGUUUAUCAAGCGGAUGCCAUUUGUUCGUCACAUCUACAAUGCAUCCAAGCAGAUCAGUUCUGCUAUAUCACCAGAUCAGAACACACAAGCCUUCAAGGAAGUAGCCAUUAUAAGGCACCCACGUAUCGGUGAAUAUGCAUUUGCCUUCAUCACUUCAUCUGUUACUCUGCAGAGUGACGCUGGUGAAGAAGAGCUAUGCUGUGUGUUUGUUCCCACGAAUCAUCUUUACCUUGGUGAUAUAUUCCUCAUCAACACCAAGGAUGUUAUCAGACUGAAUCUGUCAGUCCGUGAAGGAAUUGAAAUUGUUAUAUCUGGGGGAAUGUCAAUGCCUCAGAUCCUAUCAACACUAGAUACUCAGUUGGAAAGAAGCAGACCUGAGAGAAGCUGAGAUAUAAGGUAACAGUUGUAGAGUUGUCGUUGUUUAUUUGAUUCACUUUUUUAGUUUUGGACUUCAGUCAUCGGACCGACCAUGCAAUCAAUAUGUCUCAAUAAUGCAGGAUUCGGAAUUAGAUUAUAAAAAUUUGUGAUGGUAGUGUCUGGUUCUGGUGGCAUCUGUAAUUUAGCUUGCUUGCAUAGAAAUGUAAAAACCGUUUGCUUUCAAAGUGUAAGAUUUGUUGAUAAUUGCGGGGUUCAUCUUUCCCCCCAAAUGUUGUUACUUGAGCAUAGAAUGUAAAAACUGUUUGUUUUUUCAAGUGUAGAUUUGGAGCCCUGGUUUACGUAGGGUUGAGUUUGGAUUUUUCAAA
Molecule: messenger RNA, 1329 nt
Organism: Gossypium raimondii (Peruvian cotton)
Lineage: Eukaryota; Viridiplantae; Streptophyta; Magnoliopsida; Malvales; Malvaceae
Product: protein CONTINUOUS VASCULAR RING 1
Exons: 7
Coding region: 189-974 (261 amino acids)
Biological process (GO): stem vascular tissue pattern formation
Cellular component (GO): Golgi apparatus
Source: RefSeq, a predicted model, not a curated record